ACCGAUUGUGUUGUGCCGCAAUUUGAAAUCUGAACCAAGCACAUCGUACUACCACUCGACAAAGACCGUCAAGAACGCAACUUAGGAAUCUCCCUGCCAAUUGUUUGGAAUAGAAGAGCAUAGACAAACAAAACGAAAAGAAAACAAAAAUAAAAAAGGGUCCUUACUUUUCGGAAAGGCCUGGAAUACGCACACACAUACACCAAUAAGUCUCCGGAUUGCACAAAAAUACUACCAUGAAUCGAGGAGGAAUGCAACCCGGGAUCAUUAUCCUUCGGGAGGGUACGGAUACUUCGCAGGUGCGUCUUGGCUGUCGGGACAGAAAUCUCGAUGGUCGUCUUUGUAUUCUUUCGAAUCUUUCUUUCGCUGCCUCCAAUGCUUAACGCCUCAUGUUCGUCUUUCGCAACGUUACAACAACAACAACAACAACUUGACUCACUUCAAUGCAAUGUGCAUCGCCAAAACCGAAUGUUUUUCUUCUGUUGUACUGUGUUUCGUUUCGUUCCAUCCCGUCCCGUUCCUUUCGAUCCGAUUUCAAACACGCAGGGCCUGCCCCAACUCGUCAGCAACAUCAACGCCUGCCAGGCGGUGGCGGACGCGGUCCGAACCACGCUGGGGCCCCGCGGCAUGGACAAGCUGGUCGCCGCGGGAUCCAAGGCCACCAUCAGCAACGACGGGGCCACGAUCAUGAAGCUCCUGGAAAUCUCCCACCCCGCCGCACGAACCCUGGUGGACAUCUCCAUGAGCCAGGACGCCUCGGUCGGGGACGGAACCACCUCGGUGGUCCUGCUGGCGGCCGAGAUCCUCACCAAGCUCAAGGCCCUCGUCGAGGAGGGGAUCUCCCCGACGCGCAUGAUCCAGACCAUCCGCAAGACGGGGAGGUUUGCCGUGGAACAGGUCGGGGCGCUCGCCGUGGAGACGGACCGGGAGGAAAUGCUCCUCAAGUGCGCCGGAACGGCGCUCAACAGCAAGCUCAUUUCCUCCCACCGCGACCUCUUUGCGCCCAUGGUCGUUUCGGCGGUGACCAAGCUCCACGAGGCCGGGAACGUCGACGAAAUCAUGGACUGGGUCUCCAUCAAGCAGAUCCCCGGGGGAGACGUCCGCCAGUCCUUUUUGGUAGAGGGCGUGGCCUUUAAGAAAACCUUUUCCUAUGCCGGGUUCGAGCAGAUGACCAAGAAGUUCGAGAACCCCAAAAUACUCCUCCUCAACGUCGAGCUCGAACUCAAGUCGGAAAAGGAAAACGCCGAGGUUCGGAUUUCUAGUCCGAAGGACUACCAAUCCAUCGUAGAAGCGGAGUGGCAGGUCAUCUACGACAAGCUCGAUGCCUGCAUCGACUGCGGUGCCAACAUUGUGCUGUCGAAGCUGCCGAUCGGAGAUUUGGCGACCCAGUACUUUGCCGACCGCGGCCUGUUUUGUGCGGGCCGCGUCGCCGACGGCGAUAUGAAGCGGGUCGCCAAGGCCACCAACGGAUCCAUCCAGACGACCACCAACGGACUGACCGAGUCGGUCCUCGGAACCUGCGGGUGCUUCGAGGAGACACAGGUCGGCGACGAGCGAUUCAAUUUGUUCACGGAAUGCCCGUCGUCCCUGACGUGCACCAUUGUUCUGAGGGGAGGCACCGAGCAGUUCAUCGCCGAGAGCGAGCGCAGCGUCCACGACGCCCUCAUGGUCGUCAAGCGAACCAUCACCUCGGGGUCCGUGGUCGCCGGUGGAGGCGCCGUAGAGAUGUGCGUCGCCAAUUCCCUGAGACGCCGGGCCCUGGAAAUCGAGGGAAAGGAGCAAAUGAUCGUGGCGGCCUAUGCCAAGGCCCUGGAGGUCAUCCCGAGGCAGCUGUGCGAGAACGCGGGCCUGGACGCCACGGACGUCCUCGCGGCCCUGCGCCGCAAGCACUUUGUGGAGGAGGGGGACGAGAACGCCUGUUGGUACGGUGUCAACAUCGAGGAGGGCGGCAUCACCAACACCUUUGACCUGGGCGUCUGGGAACCCAGCGACAACAAGAUGAAUUCCUUCCAGGCGGCGACGGAAGCGGCCUGCGUGAUUCUUUCCAUCGACGAAACCGUCAUCAGCCCGAGGUCACAAGACCCCGCGGCCCAGGCAACGGGGCAGAUGGGCGGUGGCGCCGGUGCCAUGAUGGGCAACGCCAUGGACAUUGCCAACAGCGGAGGUCCGAGGACGGGGCAGAUGGGACCGGGAGUCUCCUACAUGAAAGGAAGAGGAGGAGGUUAGAUCGAUAAAAUAUUUGAAAACCAAACCCCAUGCUUUCUGUCCACACGACAGUCAACACAAGUGAGAUAGCUAGAUAGUACAAUGGUCUGAUAGGUAAUAGUGACCAGCAAAAGUAUUUCGGAUGUUUUCGACUUUUUUAUCUGUAUUAUCCUCCACUGAAACUCAUUCGAAUGAAACCGUCGCUUUGGCGAAUGUUCAUUGCAUGGCUUGCAAGCCAGUCGGCGCGUUUGUUUUCGGCCCGAGAUAUUUUGCGGAUCUGAAAAUAAGAUAGAUCCUUGAUG
Messenger RNA from Pseudo-nitzschia multistriata, 2507 nucleotides. Lineage: Eukaryota; Bacillariophyta; Bacillariophyceae; Bacillariales; Bacillariaceae. The record is from the annotation of a GenBank genome assembly.